CUCCGGAGUCACGUGUGCAGCUCCGCUCUGGUCCCUCUUGUCUCGCCGUGGAGGCUCAGAGCAGCUGCCGUCUCAUCACGAUAUAGUCACAUUUUCGGUUCAGUCAGAGAAUGAGCGAUAACGAUGACAUCGAAGUCGACAGCGACGAAGAAUCCUCGAGGUUUCACCCAGUGGCAGACAAGCGGGCACACCACAAUGCACUGGAGCGCAAGCGCAGGGACCACAUCAAAGACAGUUUUCACAGUUUACGUGACUCCGUGCCUUCUUUACAAGGAGAGAAGCACUCUAUUAAACAGGCUUCCCGAGCACAGAUUCUAGAUAAAGCCACAGAAUACAUCCAAUACAUGCGCCGGAAGAACCACACACACCAGCAGGACAUUGACGACCUGAAGAAACAGAACGCUCUACUGGAGCAGCAGGUCCGUGCUCUGGAAAAGGCCAAGGGGAACGUGCAGCUCCAGGCAAGCUACUCCUCAGACAGCAGCUUGUACACCAACCCCAAGGGCAGCGCCGUGUCAGCCUUCGACGGAGGCUCUGACUCCAGCUCAGAGUCAGAGCCUGAAGACCCGCCCACCAGGAAGAAGCUCCGUGCGGAGCCCAGCUAGAUCUACCCCACCCCUCCCAGCACCAGGAGACCUCUGUUCAGACUCUCUGCUCUGUCGUCCUCCUUUCUGUCUUGCCCUCCACCAUCCGUUCCUCCCGCUUUCCCCUUGUUUGUGCGUUUAGAAACUGGGGGAGGGUCCCAAGAAAGGCUCUGAAGUCUCUGCCUUUCAUCCCCCAACUCCGCACACGGAUGAAGCCCAGCCACACACUCCUCCGAAGCGUGGCAGCUCGACAGUUAAAGACUGCAAUUACCUUUUGUAACCUCCUCAAUAGUCAUGCACAAAUUACAUUAAGCUACAAAACAGCCCUGUAUUGUUAUUUCUCAAGUGAGCCUGUUUGGAGACGUGAGGAGGAAAACGGUCAAUUAAAAAAGUUUACCUUUGUAAGAUUUGUACUUUUCCACAAAAAAAUAUGAUGGUGCUUUUAUUAAAAAAAAAAAGGUAGUAUGUGGCCAUGCAACCCACUUCACUGGUAUAGAAGACUGAUGUUCUCCCCUUUUUGGAAAAUGUUUGUUGCAAAAUUUGUUUAUUUAAUGUAACAUUGAGGCUUUAUUCUGUUAUUGUGUAGUACGUUGUUUUGCCUGAGAUUGUAAGUGGAAUUAGAUGGCCUCUACUCUUACGCAUCCUCACCUCAUAGUUUUGGGACUUCUGAUUUUUGAUUUGCUGCGCCAAAUGAGGACAACUUUUAAUACAGGUAAUAUUCCCUGCAGGAAUUUGAAUGUUACACAGUGCAGUUCUAAGGCAGUUAUAUAUUUUCCUUCUUAAGUACAGGUAAGUAUGUCCAUUUCAGUAUGUAGUACAUGGCACUGUAUACUCUUAAAUGUAAUCGUCUCAACCGAAUAACCUUCCCUGGAAAUCUUUGCCUGGCUAGGGAAUGUUUCUCUUUUCAGUUGUUUCAUUUAAAAGAGAUAGUGUGUAUGAAAUAGAUAUUGCUUUUAUUCCAUUCCAUGGAAAUUACAGGUAUGUUGUACAUACUGCCAACAGUUGUCUUGCAAGUUGAGGCAUACCUUUACUAUGAGACUACAAAUAAACUAUUUUAUCCUUA
This is a messenger RNA of Colossoma macropomum (tambaqui), 1647 nucleotides long. Its product is annotated as protein max-like. Gene Ontology annotation, cellular component: RNA polymerase II transcription regulator complex. Gene Ontology annotation, molecular function: protein dimerization activity; DNA-binding transcription factor activity. Lineage: Eukaryota; Metazoa; Chordata; Actinopteri; Characiformes; Serrasalmidae. The record is from RefSeq and is a predicted model, not a curated record. The coding region runs from base 111 to 605 and encodes 164 amino acids. Gene Ontology annotation, biological process: positive regulation of transcription by RNA polymerase II. The transcript is spliced from 5 exons.